GUUCGACUACUGGCAUCGUGGGCGUGCAACGUAAGCAGGGCGCGGAUUAUCGUCCAAGAUACCAAAAAUAAAGUCUUUGGCCCAUCCAGCGCUAGAAAAGUUUCAUCUCCGCCCGUCCAGCCCACGCGGCUUUUCUGAGGUGCUGGACUGAUCUCCUGCGACCUGGCACUCUGCACCUUUUGUUCCCAGCGAAACCCAAGACGGCAACGACCACGAUUAGGACCACCUCGGUGGCCCUCGGGCUAUCACAGGCCACGGCCACUCCUCCCAGCAUCAUGCUCAAGAGCGUCUCGCUCACCCGCCGCCCACCAUGUUCUCCAACGCGCUGAAGUCCAUCUCGUCAACCAACAUCACCGCAAACUACUCCAUCUCCCAGACCUCAACCUCGACGGCCGGCCCGUGGAAGAUCUAUGACGCCAAGAAGAAGUCGACGGGCAAGCCAUACUCCGUCUUCGUCUUUGAGCGCAAGUCGCUCGACGCCCAUGGCAGCUCCUUGGGCCGCUCCGGCGCCGCCGCCUUCAAGCGCGUCGCCGAGGAGGUGGUCGAGCGUCUGCGCAAGGAGGCCUCGGCCCUGGCCCGCCUGCGCCACCCCAGCGUCCUCGAGCUGGUCGAGCCCGUCGAAGACACGCGCGGCGGCGGCCUGCAGUUCGUCACCGAGGCCGUGACCGCCUCCCUGGCCAGCCUGCUGCAGGAGAGGGACGACCAGGAGCGCGCCGGCGGCCGCGCCAGCCGCUACGUCACCGAGGACGCCGACGGCACCCGCCGCCGCCGCGAGAUCGAGCUCGACGAGCUCGAGAUCCAGAAGGGCCUGCUCCAGACCAGCAAGGCCCUCGAGUUCCUGCACGAGAACGCCGGCCUGAUCCACGGCAACCUCACCCCCGACGCCAUCCUCGUCAACGCAAAGUCGGACUGGAAGAUCAGCGGCCUGGCCUUCUGCGGCCCGGCCGACGGCUCGACCAAGCCCACGUCCUUCCAGCCCAUCAGCCUGCACGAGGUCCUGAACCCGGACCCGCGUCUGCCGCGCUCCGUCCAGAUCAACCUCGACUACACCUCCCCCGACUUCGUCAUGGACAGCAACCUGACCAGCUCGGCCGACAUGUUCUCGCUCGGCGUCCUCUGCGUCGCCCUCUACAACUCGCCCCACCGCUCGCCCAUCGAGACCAACUCGAGCAUAUCCAGCUACAAGAGGACCUUCUCGUCCUCGGCCACGGCCCCGUCGGUCAACAACAACUUCCUCUCCUCACGGCCCCUGCCCAGGGAGCUGGCCCACCAGGUGCUGCCGCGCCUCAUCACGCGCCGGCCCGCCCAGCGCAUGACGGCCAAGGAGUUCCAGAUGAGCGAGUUCUUCGACAAUAUCCUCGUCUCUACCAUCCGCUUCCUCGACUCGUUCCCGGCCAAGACGCCCAACGAGAAGGCCCAGUUCAUGCGCGGGCUCAACAAGGUCCUGCCCUCGUUCCCCAAGUCGGUCAUGGAGAGGAAGAUCCUGCCGGCCCUGCUGGAGGAGCUUAAGGACAGGGAUCUCGUCUCGUUGAUCCUGCAGAACGUGUGCAAGAUCGUGGAUCUCUUGCCCUCAGGCAGGCGCGCCUUUGGGGACAAGGUGCGGGCGCAGCUCAAGGAGCUGUUUGUAACAAACGUCAAGAAUGCCCAGGAGAAGGACCCGGCCAGAGAUGCUGGCUUGAUGGUUGUGCUCGAGAAUCUGGCAUCCAUCACCAACAACUGCGGAGGCAAAGAGUUCAAGGAUGACGUUCUGCCCAUAAUUGGAACGGCGCUCGAGUCUCCCACGCCGUCUGUCGUUGAUGCCGCGCUACGCUCGUUGCCUGUGAUUCUACCGGUGCUUGACUUCAGCACCAUAAAGAACGAGCUCUUCCCAGUCAUCGCCGCCAUCUUUAGCCGGACAAACAGCCUUGCCAUCAAGGUCAGGGGCCUGCAGGCCUUUGUGAUUCUGUGCGGUGGGUCCAACGACCCCGCCGCCGACGACGGUCUUGACGGGCUGAACGACGGCAAGAAGAAGGCGUCGUCCAGCGCGCUGGACAAGUACACGAUGCAGGAGAAGAUUGUGCCGUUGAUCAAAGUGAUCAAGACCAAGGAGCCGGCCGUGAUGAUAGCGGCGCUCAAUGUGCUCCGCGUGGUUGGCCAGGUUGCCGACGCCGACUUUGUCGCGAUGGAGCUCCUGCCCAUGCUAUGGAGCAUGAGCCUCGGUCCACUGCUCGACCUGAAGCAGUUCCAGACUUUCAUGGAGCUCAUCAGAUUUCUCUCCAAGCGCGUCGAGGAAGAGCAGACUAAGAAGCUGCAGGAAUUAUCGGGCAGCACCAACGGUGCUAUAGCCGGGCCCAGCGACGACUUCAUGUCUUUUGGUGGCGUCACCGGGACGCAGUUUGACGCCACCACCAAUGGGGGCGGCGAAGACGACUUCGAGUCCCUGGUCAAGGGCAAGCCGUCGUCGUCUACGACAAACCCAAUGGACAGCUGGGGCGAAGGCUCUGGCCCGGCUUCCAACGUGACGUCCCCGGGCAUGAAGCCCUCGGCCCCAACUCCCAGCGCCCCAACAUUCUCAUGGUCGACCACUUCAGCCUCGACGCCAGCAGCCCCCAGCAACGUCAGUGCCGUGAAGGCGCAACCCGGGUUCAGGACCGUAACGCCCGACCUCGGCGGCUUCCAGUCGCUCACCCCGUCCAGCUCGCAGUUCUCGCAGCCGCUGCAGCCCUCGGCGGGCAGCGCAGCAAAACCAUCGUCGGCCUUUGCCCCGCCGCCCGCGCCCCUCCCGGCGUCCUCGAGCCCAUGGGGGUCGUCGGGCACCGCCAUCUCGCCACCGCCGGCGUCGUCCUCCCUGGGAGGCGCGAGCCUGAACUCUUCCAUGUCCUCCAUGUCACUGAACCAGCUGCGGCCGGGCGGUGUGGCGCAGCAGCAGCAGCAGCAGCGAGCCACGUCCUUCUCCCUGUCGCCUCCACCGGCGGCCAGCACCGGUGGCGGGGUAGCGUCAGGGCUGUCCGGCUUCAGCCUGGCACCACCCCCUGCGGCGCCGCAGGCCCAGGCCCAGCCAGCGCACAGGUACGGGAUGGGGCUUUCAUCUUCCGGCGCAAGCUCCGGGAUGGGCGCCGGGACGGGCAUGGGCAUGGGAAUGGGAAUGAGCAUGGCCGCCAACAAUAGUAUGAACACCAUGGCCAACAGCAUGGGCAGGCCCGGAGGAGGGAUGGGCAUGGGCAUGAACAUGAACAUGAAUAUGGGGAUGGGCAUGAUGAGCCAGCAGCAACAGCAGCCAUCACAGCCGCAACAGCGGGCUUCAAAAUCCGGGUUAGACAAGUUUGAGAGCUUGUUGUAAAAGGGAGAGCCGGCGUCUACAUAUAGGGGGGAAAUCCCAUAACAAUCUUUGCCUGUAGUAUAGAAUUUUGGCUUUCCUUUUCUAUUCCUGUUUAGUUUUGGUAGAGCGACACAUGUCAAUGCAGGCGGCAAACUAGGACGGAGGUCGAGUGUUUAUAGCGCAUAGAGGACGGUUCUUCAGCUGCUUUCCCCGCCACCACCUCGGCGUUUUUUUUUUAGGUAGCGCGUGGCCGGCUCCGUGUGAACCUUUUUUUUUUUUGUUUGGCCCAUUGGCGAUACGAACAUUGUUUUCGAAGAGAACGGACCGAGAAACCCGUGGUUCUGGAUCAAAAUAAUAUUGCGACAUAAAGAAGAAGAAAACACGACAGGAUACAAACAGGUGUCUCGGGGACCCGGGGAAAAGGACAAAACAAGUGACAACCAUGGGGACUGCUUAGUGAUGGAAGAUACCGGUGACUGAUCUUCAAACAAGGCAAGCUUCUAAAAACUAUACAGAGAAUAAACCCUGGAGCGAAAAACAGCCGGGUGUAAGGAGAAGCAAAAGAAAUAACAAAAACAAACUGCCGCGGUUACCUAGUUGACCUCUUGACAAUGCAGCCAACCUCCAAAAUGAAGCAUAUGCAUAUGUAGCACAGAAAAAAAUAACAAAAAUAAAGAUAAACCCAGGUUGAAAACG
Messenger RNA from Gaeumannomyces tritici R3-111a-1, 3994 nucleotides. Its product is annotated as SCY1 protein kinase. Bases 311 to 3319 code for a protein of 1002 amino acids. The transcript is spliced from 2 exons. Gene Ontology annotation, molecular function: protein kinase activity; ATP binding. The record is from RefSeq and is a predicted model, not a curated record. Gene Ontology annotation, biological process: protein phosphorylation. NCBI's taxonomy places the organism in Eukaryota, Fungi, Ascomycota, Sordariomycetes, Magnaporthales, Magnaporthaceae.